This is a messenger RNA of Aaosphaeria arxii CBS 175.79, 1185 nucleotides long. Its product is annotated as P-loop containing nucleoside triphosphate hydrolase protein. NCBI's taxonomy places the organism in Eukaryota, Fungi, Ascomycota, Dothideomycetes, Pleosporales. Gene Ontology annotation, molecular function: DNA clamp loader activity; ATP binding; ATP hydrolysis activity. The record is from RefSeq and is a predicted model, not a curated record. The coding region runs from base 1 to 1185 and encodes 394 amino acids. The transcript has 3 exons. Gene Ontology annotation, biological process: DNA-templated DNA replication; DNA repair. Gene Ontology annotation, cellular component: Elg1 RFC-like complex; Ctf18 RFC-like complex; DNA replication factor C complex.
AUGUCGGAUUUCGAAGACGAGAUGGACAUUGACAAGCCUGUCGCGGACAGUGCUAUCCAAUUCAGUGGUGAAUCCUCCAAGGGAAAGAGGUCUGCUGCAAAUUUACCCGUCGAAGCAGAAGACACAUUGCCAUGGGUAGAAAAAUAUCGACCCAAGUCGCUUGAUGAUGUCGAAGGACAUAAAGACAUAAUAACUACAGUCAACAAGUUCGUUGACUCAAAUCGCCUACCUCAUCUUCUCCUAUACGGGCCGCCGGGCACUGGAAAAACUUCGACCGUUCUCGCUCUCGCUCGCCGCAUAUAUGGAGUCAAAAACAUGCGUCAGAUGGUUCUGGAACUCAAUGCAUCCGACGACAGAGGUAUCGACGUUGUCCGAGAACAGAUCAAGACCUUCAGUAGCACAAAGCAGAUCUUCUCUGCUGCACCAAAGCCCGGCGAGGCUUCGUCUCUCGCCACAUUCAAGUUGAUCAUUCUCGACGAAGCCGACGCUAUGACUGCCACUGCACAAAUGGCUUUGCGAAGGAUUAUGGAGAAAUAUACAGCAAAUACCCGAUUCUGCAUCAUCGCCAAUUAUACGCACAAACUUUCUCCUGCGUUGCUUUCACGAUGCACACGGUUCCGAUUUUCUCCUCUCAAGGAUGUUGACAUCCGGAAUCUGGUCGACAAGGUCAUACAAGAGGAGAAUAUCAAUAUCACUUCUGAUGCGGCAGAGUCACUGGUGACACUGAGCAAAGGUGAUAUGCGUCGUGCCUUGAACGUACUACAGGCCUGCCAUGCAUCAAGUACCCCGUUGCAACCUCCGGGAAUGCCUGCCGCAGAUCCAAGCACCAUAGUAAGGGACCAGAUCACACAAACGACCAUUUACGACUGUAUCGCCGCACCACACCCAGCAGAUAUUCAAUUGAUCCUGAACACACUACUGAGCACGAGCGAUGUCACACACUGUCUCCGAACGAUCAACAACAUUAAAAGCUUGAAGGGUCUGGCACUCGCUGAUAUUUUGACCGCAUUGAGCGAGGAGCUCGUGAAAAACGACGUACCGAAGCAAACGAUCAUAACGUGGAUGACGGGCCUGGCAGACAUCGAAUAUCGACUUAGUGGUGGUGGUAGCGAAGCUAUCCAAACGGGAGCCACGAUCGGCGUAGUGAGAACCGGCGUGGAAUUGAUGACGAAAGAGGAUAAAUAG